Solanum dulcamara is the source of this 1631-nucleotide messenger RNA. RefSeq names its product tubulin beta chain-like. Gene Ontology annotation, biological process: microtubule cytoskeleton organization; mitotic cell cycle. NCBI's taxonomy places the organism in Eukaryota, Viridiplantae, Streptophyta, Magnoliopsida, Solanales, Solanaceae. The transcript has 3 exons. Gene Ontology annotation, cellular component: cytoplasm; microtubule. Bases 54 to 1385 code for a protein of 443 amino acids. The record is from RefSeq and is a predicted model, not a curated record. Gene Ontology annotation, molecular function: structural constituent of cytoskeleton; GTP binding; GTPase activity.
UGUAAAUUAAAACUGCUCCUAACCCCCCCAAAAAUAAAAAAAAAACUUGAAAAAUGCGUGAGAUUCUUCAUAUUCAAGCAGGACAAUGUGGAAAUCAAAUUGGAUCAAAAUUCUGGGAAGUUGUAUGUGACGAACACGGAAUUGAUCCAACUGGAAAAUACUGUGGGGAUUCUGAAUUGCAACUUGAAAGAGUUAAUGUUUAUUACAAUGAAACUGGAAAUGGACGUUACGUGCCACGGGCAGUGCUCAUGGACCUUGAACCUGGUACAAUGGACAGCAUCAAAUCAGGUCCUUUUGGACAGAUUUUUCGCCCUGAUAACUAUGUUUUCGGACAAUCUGGUGCUGGAAACAAUUGGGCUAAAGGACAUUAUACUGAGGGUGCUGAACUUAUUGACUCUGUUCUUGAUGUUGUCCGAAAAGAAGCUGAAAAUUCCGAUUGCUUACAAGGAUUUCAGGUGUGUCACUCACUUGGAGGAGGGACAGGAUCAGGAAUGGGAACAUUGUUGAUAUCAAAGAUCAGAGAAGAAUAUCCAGACAGAAUGAUGCUUACCUUCUCUGUUUUCCCAUCUCCAAAGGUCUCAGACACAGUGGUAGAGCCUUACAAUGCUACACUUUCUGUCCAUCAACUGGUUGAAAAUGCUGAUGAGUGUAUGGUUCUUGAUAAUGAAGCUCUCUAUGACAUCUGCUUCAGGACUCUCAAACUCUCCACACCAAGUUUUGGAGACCUGAAUCAUCUCAUUUCAGCAACAAUGAGUGGUGUGACUUGUUGCCUGCGAUUCCCUGGACAGCUGAAUUCUGAUCUUCGAAAACUAGCUGUGAACUUAAUCCCUUUCCCAAGACUUCACUUUUUCAUGGUUGGAUUUGCGCCUCUAACAUCAAGAGGAUCUCAGCAAUAUCGAGCACUUACUGUCCCUGAACUGACACAACAAAUGUGGGAUUCCAAGAACAUGAUGUGUGCUGCUGAUCCGCGACAUGGUCGGUAUCUCACAGCCUCAGCACUUUUUAGAGGCAAAAUGAGCACAAAAGAAGUGGAUGAGCAAAUGAUGAAUGUGCAGAACAAGAACUCUUCGUAUUUUGUGGAAUGGAUUCCGAACAAUGUUAAAUCCAGUGUUUGUGACAUACCACCUAAAGGGCUUUCGAUGUCUUCAACGUUUAUUGGGAAUUCAACUUCAAUUCAAGAAAUGUUUAGGAGAGUGAGUGAGCAGUUCACUGCUAUGUUUAGGAGAAAGGCAUUUUUGCAUUGGUACACAGGAGAAGGGAUGGAUGAAAUGGAAUUUACUGAAGCAGAGAGUAACAUGAAUGAUCUUGUGGCAGAGUAUCAGCAGUAUCAAGAUGCCACAGCUGAAGAAAACAGUGAUUAUGAAGAUGAAACUGGAGAAGAGUAAAGGUGUUCGACCAAUUUACUAUUACGUAUGUUACGUGCUGCAAUGAACCUGAAACUCCAUUAGAUUUAUAUUUCUCUGCAAUAUUUGUACUGUGUUUAUGCAUUUUUCUGAUACUGUGAACCACUUAUCUGUUUACUACUUGCUCAUUUACAAGGACUCAACAGCAAGAACACAACAGGUUGUAUUCUUGUCUGGACUUUGUACUAAAAGGAUUCUGCUCUAGUAAGUAGAAUCUAAUUGCAAAUU